This is a messenger RNA of Wallemia ichthyophaga EXF-994, 555 nucleotides long. RefSeq names its product Cleavage and polyadenylation specificity factor subunit 5. The transcript is spliced from 4 exons. Lineage: Eukaryota; Fungi; Basidiomycota; Wallemiomycetes; Wallemiales; Wallemiaceae. Gene Ontology annotation, cellular component: mRNA cleavage factor complex. The record is from RefSeq and is a predicted model, not a curated record. Gene Ontology annotation, molecular function: mRNA binding. Bases 1 to 555 code for a protein of 184 amino acids.
AUGUCUAUUGAUCGAUUAUAUAGCGUUGCUGCUAGAUUACAAAGGCUGCAAAACAACUACGAGGAUUUCGGUAUGAGACGCACAGUUGAAGGUAUAAUGGUCGUACACGAGCAUGGUCACCCUCAUAUUCUCAUGUUGCAGAUCGCCAACGCGUUUUUUAAGCUGCCUGGAGACUACCUCACCCCCGGAGAGACCGAUGAACCUGGAUUGAAGAAGAGGCUGGAUGACAGACUAGCACCGUUAGAUCCAACAAUGUUUGAGCCGGAGGAUGGGGCGCUUAAUGACUGGGAAAUUGGAGACUGUCUUGCUCAGUGGUGGAGACCCAACUUUGAAACAUUCAUGUAUCCAUUCAUUCCUGCACACGUGACUAAACCAAAAGAAUGCAAAAAGAUGUAUGUCGUCGACUUGCCGGAGCGAAAAGUGUUCGCCGUUCCAAGGAACAUGAAGCUUUUAGCGAUACCUGUGUUUGAACUAUACGAUAACUCAGGUAGAUAUGGACCACAGCUAGCAGCAAUUCCGCAUUUACUUUCGAGGUAUAAUUUCAUUCUUCAAUAA